Messenger RNA from Oppiella nova, 2155 nucleotides. Lineage: Eukaryota; Metazoa; Arthropoda; Arachnida; Sarcoptiformes; Oppiidae. The record is from the annotation of a GenBank genome assembly.
AUGUGCGUCCAGUUUGACAGGUCUGGUCGGGCGAAGUCCGACUCGCUCUGCGGCCUCGAGGAAGUGCUCUCUACUCUACAGCCGUCCGUUUUCGUCGACGAACAGCUCUCCAAAUAUAAGGUAGCCGUCCAUCAAAUGGGCUUGGGUUGGAAUGACUUCUUGUCGCAGUUCGAGGAGAGGAGAGCUUCCGGUUCGUCGAUGGUCUCCGGGUAUCGGUUGUCGCAGCCGUUGAGUGAGAGUCGUCGCUCUUCAGCCAAUCUGUCGAUUCCGGGCGUAAACGCCACUCCAGUCAUAGCCGUCACACAUCAGCCGCCAUCGCCUCACAGGAAGAAGCAACUGUUGCGGACGCAGACCUUCGACAGCACCAACUCGAGUGACCUGAACGAGGAGAACCAGUUGGCGAUCACCGCUCACUCGACCCGCAGCCACAGCUGUGUGCCGUCGCCCGUCAACAUCGACAUCCGUCGGCUGAGUCGGGGUCCUCUCAAUCAGCCGAGUCUCGAGUCGCAGGACAUCACCGAGAGCUUUGACUCGGCGGACCUCCACUCCCCGCCCCACUCGGCCCUCAGUAGCCAACGAAGCAGUAUUCUGUUGUCCCGUUCAGAGCACAAACGCAAGGAAGCGCUUUGGGAUCUCUUCCAGAGCGAGAGUGUCUUCCUCUACGACCACCUAAUGGUCAUGAAGAAUGUGUUUAUGGAGCCCUUGAAGAAGAUUCAGGUGGAGGGCUACGCGAUGUUCGCUGAGCCGGAAGUGCUGUUUGGCAAUCUGGACGAACUCUGUUGCGUGACGUAUGCCUUCUGCAAAGAGUUUCUUAAUGUGAUCCUUCAGUACAUGAACUCCGGUGCAGAAAUGAAUCCGACAGAGGUUUUAGUCAGACUUUUCCAAAAGAGCUCAAAAGCCUCUUCACUGACACAGGCCUACCAUCGCUAUACUCUUAAUUACAUCAAUGCUCUCAACUAUUUGGAAACACUUAGACGUCAGGUUGAGUUCAACGAGUUUGAAAAGUGGUGUAACCGAGACUCCCGGUGCAAGAAGCUGCAGCUGACGGACCUAUUAGUAUCACCGGUUCAGCAUAUAAUGCGCGUCCCAUUGAUAUUAAAAGACAUCGAAAUGCGAACCGAAGACCUCUUCGAGAAAGAAAACAUUACAUCGAUUAUAGAGUCGGAGGAGAACUCACUGCGAGAAUUGGACGAUAAGAUGAAAUGGUUGAAGAACUUCGAGCGGCUCCUCGAGAUUCAGCGCAAUAUCGUGUGGCCAUCGGUGGUAGACCUCGACCCCAAAGUCUUCAUUCCCGAUUUCCUGAAGGGCCCCCUUUCCAAACAGCCGUGUGAACGGCUUAUAGUGAGCCCCCGGCGACAAAUCAUACUGGAGGGCCCCCUACACAUCCUGGACAGCGGCAAACCCAUCGAAAUGUAUGUCAUAUUAUUCGAUGACAUGCUUAUCAUCACACGAAGGAAGAAAGGAUUGCAUAAAAAACAAUCAUCACUGACCGAGAAGUGGGCCUCCACUUGCAGGACAGGCAGCUUUAGCUCGUCCACCCACGAGGGACUCUUCAAGUAUGUGGUCUACAAACAGCCCCUCUCUCUCGACAGGUUCUACAUCCACGACGUGCUUCCAGGCAGUGAAGGCACAGCCACAAACCUCAAGAAUGUGUUUGUAUUGGUGUGUCUGAAUCGCUUCCAACAGGUCGUCACCAUUCAUACGUUUCAGACCUCUUCCGAAAACACAAAAAUAACAUGGCUGUCGAAGUUGAGGGAUACGGCCGACAAGUGGAAGCGAACCCUCCAGAACACGGUAUUCCGUAACCAACAGCGACUCAGCAGCGGUAGCGUAUCGACUGCCGCCAGUUUUAGAGACAAUUCCAGUACAACUCACACCAUAUCCACCCGAUAAUCACACUAUCGGUGCGAUCGUUAGCUAAUGGGAUAACCAGUUCUCCAAUUGUGACUCCAUUUUAUAAUUUUCAUACACUUUUAGAUGACAUUUAUGACCCGCGAAACCACACCUAAGAGGCUUUCAAAUGUAUCUCAAAAUAAAACUUAUUUUCGAUAUUUAUUCGGAAAACCUUAAGCCAAAGAGAUAUCUAGAUAUCAAUUGUUUUGUUAACUAUUUAAUAACAUUUGUUUCAAAUGAUUAAUUGUUUAAUAUACUGGUC